This is a messenger RNA of Anarrhichthys ocellatus (wolf-eel), 2792 nucleotides long. Its product is annotated as transmembrane protein 179. The record is from RefSeq and is a predicted model, not a curated record. Lineage: Eukaryota; Metazoa; Chordata; Actinopteri; Perciformes; Anarhichadidae. The transcript is spliced from 4 exons. Bases 169 to 906 code for a protein of 245 amino acids.
GGGGCGUUGUAUAACGGCUGAACUACGCCCUGAUUUCUGUAAAUACCCACAACAACCACGGUGAACCGUUGCACGGUAAACAAACGGCGAUGUGCUGAACUAUUAAAAAUAUAUUUGUUUUUAAUUAACGCAUGACUUUCAUCGUUAAGUUCCUCUUUGACUUGUAACAUGGAGCUGGACCGGCGGCUGUUGCUGGCCCACUGUGCUGCUCACACCCUCUCGGUCGUGGCGGGCCUGCUGGUGGUCGUCCCCAUGGCUCUCAGCGGCUCUGCCUUCAAAGGCCGCUGCGCGCUCUUCUCCACCGGCUACUGGAGGACGGAGGACCGGGAGGAGCCGACGGGACAGCCGGGAGACGUCGCUCACCUGGUGGUGCAGCAGUGGGGCCCACCGGCGGCCUGCCAGUUCGCCACCUUUGUGGGUAUUUUCACGGUGCUGUACGGUGCAGCGCAGGGCUGGAGGAGCCUCUUCUAUCUGCACGGACGACACGAUGACACCCUGUUUUCGUCCUUCCUGACGGUGCUGCUGAGUGUGUGUGUGCUCUUCCUGUCCGGAGGGGCCAGUGUGAUCCUGUCUCUGGGACUCGUCUCCUGGUGUGACACCGUGACUGAUCACAACUCACGGCCAUACAGCUGUGCAGAGUCCCAGUCUGUCCCGCUUUACCUGGAUGUGAACACCUCCUCUUUCUACACAGAGCUCAGUCUGGCACAGGCGUCUCUGUGGGGCGUGACGGCUCUGUGGCUGGCUCAGUCCAUUCUGGCGUUCCUGCGGCUCUACCACUCUCACAGCCAGCACAUCAGCAGGCCGUGUCGUCCUCGAGAGAAGGAGCUGCUGCUGGGACACAGUCCGUCUGACAGCGGCUCCCCCACACCUCCACAUCCUCCAGCAACACCCACCAUCUUUGUCUAACUGAGAGAGUGUGAGGUAGUGAUGAACAGCACUAUAGUUAACAUGUAGAAUAUGGGCAUGGCAGUAUGGCUUGGGACAUCAUAUUUAGUGUAUGUUUCUAUUUUGAUUUAAUUUAUUAUGUUAUACAAUAAGAGCCUGGAUGAUAAAUGGUAUGGGCGUAUAUGUCAGCUGAUAUGUAACGAGAAAUGCCAAAGAAAUGUCGUUUAGAGUCGGUGUCUCCAUUAUAUGUUUGUCCUCCAGAGAGCACUGACAAGUUUAUUUUUACCAUCCACUACGCGGUCAGGCUAUAUUAUGUAAUGACAUGAUGACUUUUGAGCAGGGCCAAAAUCACUCACUUUACAUUACACUGCCAUCACAGUCGGCCAUGUCUCACUCAAGCACCACAACUUAGAGUUACACUUUGGGCCUCUUGUAUUUAUUACAUUUGAGUACAUUAGAUUAAGUAUUCAGUUUGAUUAAAGAUAAACAAAGAUUUUAACCCAUUUCCUUGUCUAAAUAGCCAGAAAGUAACAAAAAGCAGUUGUGGAUGAACUGCUCCAAAUACUUAACGCAACAAAAGAAGCUAAUUAAGUCUUCUUAUUUUGGAAUAAUGGAAUGUAUUCCUGUUCUUCCCAUUCUGCUGAAAUUCCAUGAAUGCAGCAUUACACAUCUCCUUGCUUGUUUUGUGUGACAUAAGAAAAAUGUCAAUGCAGUAGAGCCUACAAUUCAAGCAAGGACAUCGUGUCAUUUCCAGCUACAUUUUUUUGGAUUAGGAAGUAAAGUUUAAACUUUGAAAACAUCUUUAUUAUCACGCAGCAGACUGAAUGUUUUCAUGUAUAUGGUUAAAAGAGACUAAAUUAUUCUCUGAAGUGUUGGUAAACAAGCUUCUGUUUUUUUCAAAGCUGUGUGGGAAUUUGUUUAUUUUUAGCUCCAGCGUAAUGAAGAUGCAUGAGAGCCACUAACUGGGACGGACCUCAACUCUUUGCUGGAACAAAAGGGAUUUUACUGUAUUCAGUCAUCUAAUAUCAACAGUGUUAUUCAGAAGCUAAUAAUCAUUCUUGUCAUUUGAUGGUGACUUUGUGAAUUACAGUUUAUUCACGUCACUCAAUGACUUCACAAGGAACCAGAUGGUGUUUUUCUUUCAGUCCGUUUUGGAUAUAUUUAAUAUGCAUGGUUAUUUACAUGUCUGCUGGAGAAUGACGUUUUGCACAGUUGUGUCGUCAUCAGGGAGAAUGCACUUUGUUGACUGAGUGUAAAGUUCAAACGUAGCACUGAGGCGCUUUUAUUGUGAAGCAUGUGGUGAGAGUGUGACUGAGCCACCAAGUACCAGGCUCACUGUGUGAGCACGACCCCCCCCCCCGAUGUUCUGUUGUGUAACGGAAAAAUCACUGCUGACCGUCUCUCUCUCUCUUCUUGUGAAGAUUUUUGUUAUGAUGCUGUUUGUCUGGAAGCAGCCGCUCUCAGGGCGCUAAUGAAGCGGUCAAAUCGUCUCAGAUGACACUUGUAGAGUUUGCAGAGUGUAAUUAGGAGGUAAACCCUCACGGAUCGGUGCUAGUUGUCAUCUUGAGAGAGAUUUGUGCGGAGCCCAGAAGGGUGAAGUGAAGAGGAAAGAAGUUACUGACUUUUUUGAGUUUUUAAAACAAAUGAUUUGAAGUUAAACUUCUCUCCUAUUAUCAUCGUCGACCGAAGUGGCUGCAAUGACACACAGACAGCGGAGCAGGAAAUCUGAAGUAAAGAGAGAUGAGACAGUAAUGUCACUUGAAAUGAUUUGUAAUAUAUGAAAUGUUUUGUAUUAUAACUGACAGUGGUCUUGCUUUUUACCUCUUAUACCUGUUUUUGCUCAUUCACAUUCAUGUUUUUUUGCAUUUGUCUUCUUUGUCGGAAAUAAAAAGCUUCCCAUUAUGAAA